Sesamum indicum (sesame) is the source of this 1108-nucleotide messenger RNA. RefSeq names its product RAF-like serine/threonine-protein kinase 20. Gene Ontology annotation, molecular function: protein binding. Lineage: Eukaryota; Viridiplantae; Streptophyta; Magnoliopsida; Lamiales; Pedaliaceae. The record is from RefSeq and is a predicted model, not a curated record.
UCUCUUAGCCUUAACCCUCCAUACCAAAAACUCUAUAAAUAAGUGGUUGAUGCUACCUUCCAUAGGCUUCAAGAACAAUCCACUCCCAACCUUCUUCUCCUCCUUCUCCUCCUUCUUCUCCUUCUUCUAGAAUUUGGAUCCGGAUUUCUCUUUAUACCGAAAAGCCACUCAACUGGACCCAUACCCGGAAAGGAAAGCAUGGUUGGAUCUUCACUUAACUCCCACAAUCUCACUCCCAAGCCCAUCAAGUUCUUGUGUAGUUACGGUGGCCGGAUCCUCCCCCGCUACCCGGACGGCAAGCUCCGUUACCACGGCGGCGAAACCCGUGUGCUCUCCGUCGACACCUCCAUUUCCUUUGCUGAAUUGUUGGUGAAGAUGGGGGAGAUGUGUGGAUCGUCGGUGAGUCUGAGGUGCCAAUUGCCGACGGAAGAUUUGGACGCGUUGGUGUCGAUAACAUCCGACGAGGAUCUCGACAAUCUCAUAGAGGAAUACGACCGUGCUGCUACGUCCGCCCCGUCGUCGUCCCUCAAAAUCAGGGCCUUCCUUUCUGCCCCCAAAACCAUAAAAAAAGUGUCUCCGCCUCCGUCCUCCGCCGUCUCCUGCUGCAGCGACGGCUCACCGCCUAAAUCACUGCUCUAUUCCGGCGCCGGAGUACCACCUAGGUACCCAACCUCGGCCGCCUACCGCCGAUGCUACCGCCGCCCGUCAAGGCCGCCGGCGUACCCUAUUGUCGGUGCCAAAUCAGCCGGAAAAAUCCCUCAUCAGUACGCCUACGCCUAUCAGUGCCACAAUGUCCAUGGAAAUGGUGGCCAUGCUUAUCUAAUCCACAACGGCAACCACUGGCAAUAGCAGAUACAGUUCUGGCGAAAGCAAAAGCGCUACUCCUUUUGGAAGUAAAAUAGAGAGAAAAUUACUGCUAGUAAAGUAGAAGCAAAACUAGUAAAACCAAAAAAGAGAAAGUAUAUCUCGAUGAUGUAAGAUGAUGCAUAUAUAUAUAUAUAUAUAGGAAUGUGUAUAUGAUUGAAGGGAUCCAUUUUAAUUAAUCCCCACUGCCUCUCAAAUUAAUGGAAUUUUUUUUCCUUUUCUGGAAAAUAAUUUAUUAAAUUCA